Branchiostoma belcheri (Belcher's lancelet) is the source of this 987-nucleotide messenger RNA. Its product is annotated as NADH dehydrogenase [ubiquinone] flavoprotein 2, mitochondrial-like. The record is from RefSeq and is a predicted model, not a curated record. NCBI's taxonomy places the organism in Eukaryota, Metazoa, Chordata, Leptocardii, Amphioxiformes, Branchiostomatidae. Gene Ontology annotation, molecular function: NADH dehydrogenase activity. Gene Ontology annotation, biological process: mitochondrial electron transport, NADH to ubiquinone. Bases 96 to 836 code for a protein of 246 amino acids. The transcript has 9 exons.
UAGGACUUUUCCUCGCGAGAUUUGGCGAGAGUACAGGGGUGAAAGUCCCGGAUGUUCACCUUCUUUCGGAGAGUGGGAGGGCGAAAAUAAUUAAGAUGUUGUCCUCGACUGUUCGUCAACUUUCCAGCGCCUUGGUGCGACAGACGCGUGCCCUGCACCGGUCGGCACCGGCACUGGGCGGUGGAGGUCAGCUGUUUGUGCACCGUGACAGCCCUGAAAACAACCCGGAUACACCGUUUGAAUUCACUGAAGAAAACAUGAAGAGAGUGCAGCUGAUUAUAAACAACUACCCAGUGGGACAUGAGGCUGCUGCUGUCAUCCCUGUACUGGACCUGGCUCAGAGACAACAUGGCUGGGUUCCCCUGUCUGCCAUGAACAAGGUAGCAGAGAUCCUGAAGAUGCCCAGAAUGAGAGUGUAUGAGGUGGCUACUUUCUACACCAUGUUUAACAGGAAGCCAGUAGGGAAGUACCAUGUGCAGAUCUGCACUACCACUCCCUGUAACCUAGGGGGCGUCGGUUCUGAUGUCAUCCUGGAAGCCAUCAAAAAGAAGCUAGGAAUCAAUGUUGGAGAGACCACCAAAGACAACAUGUUUACCCUGAUAGAAGUGGAGUGCCUGGGAGCCUGUGUUAACGCACCCAUGGUCCAGAUCAACGAUAACUACUACGAGGAUCUGACAGCAGCAGAUAUAGAGGAAAUACUGGAUGAUUUGAAGGCAGGGAAGACACCAAAAGCUGGGCCCAGGAAUGGCCGUUUUGCGGCGGAACCACUCUCAGGACUCACCAGUCUUACAACGCCGCCGACUGGACCCGGCUUCGGUGUGCGGGACGACUUGUAAGGGAAACAUCGUGCUGCACAGCUAUCUCUGUACAUAACACCAGACAACUAUCCAACAUGUGUGAAAACUGUAGUUAUUGUGCUCACUUCUGUGAGAAUAUCCUUCAAUUAUUCAUUGUGAUGAACAUCAGAUAUUAAAAGCGGUAUCUGAA